GCAAGGUUUGUUUCGUACACAUCCACCUUUCAUCUUUCUCAAGCCAUGGUCCUAGGAAUUCUCGAUGCGGCAGUCAAUUCUGCGUACUUUCCCAAAAAUUAUGUACAACACAUAGCGACCGCGGCCGCAUCAUUGGUCCUCGUCCACGCCUUUUCUCAAGGGCGAACUACGAACCGCGACCGGGACCUUCAUGCGAGGACAGUGUUGGUGACGGGAGGCUUUACGUCGCUGGGUUUAACCCUUAUUCAGGCGCUCGCUCAACGGGGAGCCCAUGUCAUUGCUUUGACCUCAGAUCCAGUAGAAUCUGCAGAAGUCACCAUUCUCAUCGGACUUCUACGGACGUCCACUUCCAAUGAGAACAUAUAUGCAGAGCAAUGUGACCUAUCUUCUCCUUCCUCCAUCCAUGCGUUCUGUACUCGUUUCAUGGCUGGGCAAGAUCAGCGACUAGACGCGCUGCUCUUUGCUCAUGAAUAUCAACAUUUGGGUUCAUUUGGAUUUCUAUCCCCAGCUACUGCAGAACUGCAGAAAGAACGCGAAACAAGAUCAUUGGCGACUUUUCUUUUGAUCACUUUACUCCUUCCUGCGCUUCUAGUCGCGCCCGUGGAGCGAGAUAUUCGCAUAAUCAAUAUUGUCAACCGAUUCUACGCUGCCGCAGCAAACAAGUCAUUCUCGGUCCCCUUCUCGUAUUCUGUAUCAACCCCCCCAAACCCCCAAAAUUCAAUAUUCCUCGCCGAGGGUACGCGUGCUUUGAAGACUUGCAUUCUCACACGCCAUAUACAGCGGGUUUUGGAUGCUCUUCCGUCCGCGCAAGUGCCCAAGACAGAUGUCAAUAGUAGUUCAAUACCAGUAAUCGACGCCAAGACUCAGAAAUCAAAUAUCGUUACUGUUAGCGUGUCUCCUGGCAUCAGUAGAGUGGAUACUAUCGCGCCCCUUUUUCAUGCAGAUUGGACGGGAAAAUUUGGUCGGUCUUACCUGGGAGUUGUAUUGUAUCUCCUCUUUCAACCAAUCUUUCGUCUUAUUUUCAAGUCACCAAUAUCCGCUAUACAAUCUGUUUUGCAUGUCUUAUUCAUUCCGACGCCUUUCAAAAUUAUUCCGAGGGCAAAGCAGCCCAAAGACAAUUCGGAUUCCGUGAUCGAAAACUCGGUCGUAGAGAUACCAGAGGAGAUACUCAAGCCAGGAUCUUUGUAUGCUGAGUGUGCUGUUGUGCCGCUCAAGAUGCCAACUAUGGACUUUCCUGCCCCUGUCAAGGAACAGGGUUCCAAAGGAAAGGCAAAGGCAAAGGCUAAGCCCACGGAGGGAGUGAUGGAACUUCCUGAUGAUGGGGAACUUGGGGGAGAGUCGACAGGCAGAGCCGUGUGGGAAGCCUAUGAGGCUGCAGUGAAAGUAUGGCAAGAAGCUGAACCUAAGAAGCCGGUAAAAGCAGGAGGCUGAGAAGACUGGGAGUUGAUAACCUACUCUUGAACUGACAUAAGUAUGGGCGCAUGUAGGCGCAAUAUACCAAUAUGUCACGCAUAAUGCUUAUGUCAUAGAAGCCGAACCAUUUGCCG
Molecule: messenger RNA, 1547 nt
Organism: Guyanagaster necrorhizus
Lineage: Eukaryota; Fungi; Basidiomycota; Agaricomycetes; Agaricales; Physalacriaceae
Exons: 3
Coding region: 46-1431 (461 amino acids)
Source: RefSeq, a predicted model, not a curated record